UAGAAAUGAAGCGGAGCAAGGUCUGCUAAAGGGGGCGGGGCUUCUCGUUGGAACAGGAAGUGGAUGAAUUGAAAUGCAGAUUUGAGCUUGUGUGCUGGGAAGCAGGUCAGACUGAAUGCAGGGGGAUUGCUUGCUGCACUAGAGUGGAAACCAUUCAUCUGGUCAUAAUGCCAAGUCCAAGGUUAUCAAGAGCUGCCAACAACUCCGCUAAUCCCAUGAACAAAUUAGAAUUUAUGUCCUUACUUACUAAUGCUUCAGAUCCUGUAUCCAUCCGCCACCGGACAUCUGACAGUCCGGUUCACCGCAAGGACUCUUUCAACGCCACUUCAUCGACUGCUUCACAGCCGCAACAGCAGCAGCUUCCAGAAGAAGACUGUAUGAAGCUAAACCCAUCCUUUCUUGGCAUUGCCCUCAGUUCAUUGCUGGCUGUUGACCUCUGGCUGACUAAAACAAUGGGGGUAUGUGCCAGGGAGGGCUCCUCUUGGGGUAGUGCCCGUCCAUUGAUGAAGUUGGUAGAGAUAUCUGGGCAUGGCAUUCUAUGGAUUGCUGGCACCCUGUAUUGCCUGUACAAAAGUGAUAGCUCUGCAGGACGUGAGGUCAUUCUCAACCUACUAUUUGCACUGCUGCUGGAUUUAAUCCUUGUUGGAAUUGUAAAGGGAAUAGUGAAGAGACGAAGACCGGUUCACAAUCGCAUGGACAUGUUUGCUACUUUCUCCGUGGACAAGUAUUCUUUCCCUUCAGGCCACGCCACACGUGCAGCUAUGGUGUCCCGCUUCAUGCUGAACCAUCUGGUGCUGGCAGUUCCCGUAAGGAUUCUAGUGAUGCUGUGGGCCGUUCUGGUCAGCUUGUCCAGGGUCAUGCUGGGUAGACAUAAUGUGACCGAUGUGGCCUUUGGAUUCUUUAUGGGCCACAUGCAAUAUAGUCUGAUUGAGUACUUCUGGUUGUCACCAAGUAUUUUGCCUGCCCUGUUCAGAAUGUGAAGUCUCUUGGGUGAAAAGUAUCUGAAGGUGGUGGUGUCACAAAAACCUAAUUUUCAUUUCCUAUGGAUAUGACAACGGUCUCCACUGCAUCCUGACGUUUUUUAUAUGUGGCCUCAUAUCAUAUCAUUAAGAGGUCAGGUACACACAGCACUUAGGCAAAUACUGGGACAGAAUAAGAUUAUAAUAAUAGACAUCGCAAUCCAAAUUCAUAAAUUAUCCUGCAAUGUUUAUAUGUACAGCAUGGACAUCGCAUACUCUUGCAGGAAAAAUGUAAUUUAAAUUUAGUUUCUAUACUUUAAUUAUUUUUCGAGGACUUUAUUUUGUAUUCUGUGAAAGUAAUUACAUUUGUCCAGAUUUUUUGUUUCAAGGCAAUCCGUUAGCUGGAUCCUUUGUUGACCAAUGAUGUUUUAAGUCAUUUUCUAAUAUUUUCUUUACUGGGUUUUCCUAAACAUUUCUGUUCUCUGUGUCCUCUGUUCUCUCUGCAGGAUGGAGUUGGGGGGGUUUUGGUGUACCUAGUUAUUGUCAGUUAGCAGUUUAUGGGCAAAGCAGGUUGGCUGGGCCCCCCAACUUUCAGGAAAACAUUUAAUUGUUUUAAAGUACUAAAAAUAUAAUGAAGUGUUGCCCUGCAGUGGUAAAACUGCUGCGUUUGCUUCAGAAACACUACUAUUGUUUAUAUAAAUAAGCUGCUGUGUAGCAAUGGGGGCAGCCAAAGUAGGAAAGGCUCAGGUUACACAGCAGAUACACUCUGUAGAACAUAACAGUGUUAUCUGUUUUCCACUUUUUAACCUGUGCCAUAUAGCCUUUUUUCAAAUUCCUCCAUUGCCACACAGCAGCUUGUUUAUAUGAACAAUAGUAGUGUUUCUGAAGCAAAUACAGCCGUUUUACCAGUGCAGGCAACACUGCAUUAUAUUUUCACUACUUUAAAACACUUUUUUUCAUGCACCAGGUGUGUUUACUGUGUGAUCCUCCAGCAAGUUGUGAAAUUACAGUUUCUAGGAAGCCAAAACAGCUGUUGGCGUUUUGGGGGGUAUGAGUGUAAAAGCUAGAGCACCCCUGGCUUGGACAGCCCUGAUAGAAAUGCCAACAUUAUCAGUUGUUCUAAUUUUACCAAGGACAUCCCAAAAGGAACCUUGGACAAUUGCCUGCCCUAUCAUUUGAUAUUAACAAUGCUUCAUGGGAUAAUUUGAACCUACAUACUGUAUAAAAGAAAGAAAAGAAAGUUGUCUGUUCUGUACUUCUAGGUGUGAUGAGAAGGAGGAGAAGGCCAUAAUGCCCAUGGAAAGAAUACGUAGACCAUUCAGUUCAUUGUGAACAUAGUUCCUACCACCAGCAUAUCUUUAAAACUUGCCAUGCUUUUGCCAGCCUGCCUUAAUGAUAGCAAGAUCCGACUUCAUGAUUUCGGAAUAUCGGGGCAAACAAUGUCAGAGCCAUAUGCAGUUACUGUAGCAUGUAACAUACUUUUAGCUUGCUCAUACUGUGGGUAUUUAGUAACACGUGCAAUGUUUUCUGCGGUCUAUGAACAGAUUGCAGCCAAUCAGCAGUUAGUUGUUCGUAUUCUAAUGCACAUAGAAUAAAGAAAGCAAGCAUCAUAGCUCAGGAAGACUUUGGCACAUUUGUGUGUACCUUCUAUCAGGUCGGCCUCGCUAUGCUGUUUGCAGGUCGUUUAACUGCCGGAUUCGGACUAUUUGUGACUAGUGAUGAGCGAAUUUUUCGCCAGCCAUGGAUUUGUGGCGAAAUUCUGAAUUUGGCCAUGUAUGAAUAUUUCCGCAAAACUGAAAAUUUGCAGAGAAAAACUGCCCAUUGAUUUUAAUGCAUUUGGAGAAAAGUCGCUAUAAGAAAAAACACCCAUUGACUUAAAUGCAUUUGGACAAAAAAAGUCGCUAUGAGAAAAAACACCCAUUGACUUAAAUGCAUUAGGACAAAAAAGUCACCAUAAGAAAAAACACCAAUUGACUUUAAGUUGCCUUCGGGUGAUUCAUAUGCCGUCCUGCUGGUGAUUCUUAUUCUUGCUGGCAGGAAGGCAUUUCGGGGUAUUAGUCGCCCAAAGUAGUGAAGAUUUAUUGCUGGGAGACUAAUUUUCUCAUCUGCCACUACUCUAAUGCAUUAGGACAAAAAAGUCGCCAUAAGAAAAAACACCUAUUGACUUAAAUGCAUUUGGAGCAAGAAAAAUAGUUCGGUGCAAAAACACCCAUUGACUUCAUUGCAUUUUUUGAAAUUUUUCGCAGUUUCGCAAAUUUUUCAGGGAAGAGAAACGGGACAAAUUAGCUCAUCACUAGUGACCUGGUGACCUUACGCUGUUGGCUUCCGGUUUUAUAGGCCUGCCACUCCCCUUUUGUGAUGUCAUCAGUGGGGCAGGUGAGCGCGGGUCUAUAAACGGAAGGCAGAAUUUGGGUGCAGGUUCGAGUCGGGUGUGGGUCGAGUUUUUCCCGACCCGCACAUCACUAUUGCCAAGAUCAGUGUUCCUUUUAUACCCAUUCCUAUUCUUACCAGUUAUGUCUAUUACAUUCCUUUUGAUGAUUUAAGGUUUUAAGCUGACAAAGAGAACAUUGGUCAGAAUUAUUGUAAGAGAAUGCUGUAAUAUGUUCAAUUAAA
Xenopus laevis (African clawed frog) is the source of this 3572-nucleotide messenger RNA. It is a transcript of the gene plpp6.S, whose product is annotated as phospholipid phosphatase 6 S homeolog. The coding region runs from base 168 to 980 and encodes 270 amino acids. Gene Ontology annotation, molecular function: sphingosine-1-phosphate phosphatase activity. The transcript is spliced from 3 exons. Lineage: Eukaryota; Metazoa; Chordata; Amphibia; Anura; Pipidae. Gene Ontology annotation, cellular component: nuclear inner membrane; endoplasmic reticulum membrane. The record is from RefSeq and is a predicted model, not a curated record.